GAAGAACUGAGGUUGUUGAUCGGCGCGAACAGCAACAUCGACGGCACCAUGGAGCCCUCGCAGGAUGAUGUGAAUCAAGUCGCUCCUCAAGCAGAGGCAGUGCUUGAACCGCCACCAGUCGAUGGCGUGCAGCAACACUCACCUCCCGUGAACCAGUACCCUGCAGCGUCUGCGGCCUCGUCGUACCCGCCACCUCCUCAAAACAGAAGCCGCAGUCCGUAUCGAGGUGGUGGCCGCAACCGGUCCAGAUCGCGUAGCCCUCCCCGUCGACGGUCGCGCAGUCCGCCUUAUCGGGGUCGCAGGAGGUCCUACGAGCGCGACGAUCGUUUCCGCGGCCCUGGUGGCCCCGAGCAGUAUCCACAACGUGUGGAGACGGAGGCGUUGGAAUCGUACAAGGCGUUCAUGAUGCGCCAAGAGGACAACGUGGCCCCGGAAGUGUGCCUGCAACGCUACGAAGACUACAAGAAGCGCGUGCUUGUCAAGUCGAGUCGGUCGUUCUUCGAUCUGCACAAGAUGGAGGAGUGGUUGCAGGAACGGUAUUCUCCCGCCAUUCGCCAUCGCCACCAACAGCAAAAGCUGUCCAAGAAGCGAGCCGACGCCAAGGCCUUUGCCGAUCGCGUCAAGACGACCCCGCUGUCGUUCGACGAAGCGGCGUGGGGCGACGACGCGCCUUCGUCGCAGCCACCGGCGUCCGACCUCGAGGACAGCGCCCGAUUGUUGUACAUCCGCCGCAUUCCGUGCUCGUGUCCGUUCGCGGUGCUGUCGGAAGCCAUUCACAAUCAAGGAGCGUUCGACGACCUGCUCUUGUCCGACCCGUUGAAAAAGAAGGACAUGGAGUACGAGCGGUCCGCGUACAUCUUGUACCCCACGGCCGCCGCCGCCACCGCCGCCAUGCCCAAGCUGCAAAACUUGCUCGUGGAGGCCCCGGAAAUGCCCCAUCCCCUUCGUUUGCAGGUCAUGAUCUACCGCACCCGCGCACCACUCAAGACGCCGUCGUACAUGUCGCUGCCCGACCGCAUUGCGUUUGACUUUGACCAGGCUCUCUACUUGGCCAAGCUCCUGGACAAACAAUCGUUUAGCAAUGAUGAAACAGUCGGGAUCGAAGCCAUCUUGGCUGACGUGGAGGCCGCGACGACAGCCCACCGCCUCGAUGUGGUCAUUGCGUACCUCCGCCGUGUCCACUACUUUAUUUAUUACGCAGGCGUCCAGUGCUUGGACAUGGGCGACGUCAUGCACGCGUACCCCGCCGUGUUUGUCCGUCCGGCCGCUACUGACAGAGACAUUGACGAUGACAAGACGGUAACCCACAAGGUGUUUUCGGACGGCGGCGCCACAGCUGGCAGUGGAUGGGGCGCGUGGUCCGUGUCCCUGGACGAGCGGAUCGCCGCGCAUCUCAAGGCGAACGCGCCGAGUGUGGUGGAAGCCAAGCGCGCGGCCGAGCUGGCGAUGGUCCACGACAUCGAAGCGCGCGAAGAGGUGGCGCUCGAGCCCGUGUACCAUUCGUACACGGAGAAGGCGGGCGACGACGGCAAGCACCGGUGCCUCCUCUGCACCAAACUGUUCAAGAGCGUCGAGUUUGUGAAAAAGCACAUUCGAAACAAACACCCUGAGCUCGUGGUCGAGAAGAUUGUUAGCGCCGGAGAAGGCUGCAUGUGGGACGAGUACCGCGAAGACCCAGAUCGACCCAUGGACCCGAUCGUGAUGACCAACCAACCAGUGGUGCAGCUGCGGGGGGGUGCCGGGUACGACUCGCGCAGUCGGGACAGCAGCUACUAUGGCCGUGGAGGAGGGGGAGGAGGGUACCGACAAGCGCCUUCGUACUACGACAACGGCGGCGGGCCUCGGGGAGGAGGCUACCGCGGAGGUCGCGGCGGUGGCGGCUACCACAAUGCCCCCAACUACCCGCGCCGAUACGACGCGCGCCCGCCGCCGCCGCGGUCGGACGGCCGUCCGUUGCCCGUGGACCCGCGCCAGAUCUCAACGUCGUACCAGGACUUGGACUCGAUCCAUACGCCAGCGGUGAAAUUGGACUUUCAAGACGCGUUGGGGAGCCUGCCGCCGCCGAAAAAGUUGAAAAAGGCCGACGACGGGCAUGUCGACGGAUGAUAAACCGCGGGGGGUUCCGUCCUUUUAUCGGACCCCGUUGGGUAUUUUUAACAUGAUCAAACGUGUGUUAAACAAUAAAAAGCAUAUCGAUAUAUUGUCGAUUUGGU
This is a messenger RNA of Aphanomyces astaci, 2213 nucleotides long. RefSeq lists its product as hypothetical. The transcript is spliced from 7 exons. Gene Ontology annotation, biological process: mRNA processing; primary miRNA processing. Gene Ontology annotation, cellular component: nuclear body. The record is from RefSeq and is a predicted model, not a curated record. Lineage: Eukaryota; Oomycota; Saprolegniomycetes; Saprolegniales; Verrucalvaceae. Bases 49 to 2106 code for a protein of 685 amino acids.